AUGGCGAAAAUACUUCUCCUCAUCUUUCUCUCACUUUACUUCACUUCAGCGCAACUGGCCAGUGAUUCGGGACUAGCAUUUGAAGUUGUCGCAGCUGAAGCACAAGAUGCUAAAGCAAAUGUUACCGAGAAUGAUCAGGAAGCGGUAAAUGCUACCACCCAUUCUCAUCAUACUCAUGAUGAGGCUGUAAAGGAGCAUGGAAGAAACGAACCAAAAUUACUUAAAGUACGUGCAACUGUUGAGGAGCAAGAACAAAAGCAUCAGAAUGAAACAGCCAAGGAUGAUGCUACAGAACGUCAUCCCAAAGAACUUAAACUACAGAAGGAUACCAAACAGGAAACAACCACCACUGCUGAGCCUGAAACUACAAGAGCUCCAUAA
Acanthocheilonema viteae is the source of this 381-nucleotide messenger RNA. Lineage: Eukaryota; Metazoa; Nematoda; Chromadorea; Rhabditida; Onchocercidae. The record is from the annotation of a GenBank genome assembly.